AUGUUGACACCAGAUCUAGACAUCACCACAGAUCGAAAUCGAUGCAAUUGUUGUUUGGAGAAACCCACUGGGGUUGCGUUGAGGAUAUGUGAGUUCUUAUUGCUUGCUGCUUUUCUUGUUGCUGAGACGCGUCUGCUUAUGAAUUUACAGACAUUUGAAGGAGAGAUCAACAUGAAGUGCUUGUUUAUUCAUAAUUGCAUCUUCUUCAAGAGAAAUGAAAAUCUUAAGAGAGACCAUCAGAAAGUGUUUAUCACAUAA
Messenger RNA from Lactuca virosa, 258 nucleotides. The record is from the annotation of a GenBank genome assembly. NCBI's taxonomy places the organism in Eukaryota, Viridiplantae, Streptophyta, Magnoliopsida, Asterales, Asteraceae.